Molecule: messenger RNA, 7617 nt
Organism: Gambusia affinis (western mosquitofish)
Lineage: Eukaryota; Metazoa; Chordata; Actinopteri; Cyprinodontiformes; Poeciliidae
Gene: rbm20
Product: RNA binding motif protein 20
Exons: 14
Coding region: 3116-6379 (1087 amino acids)
Biological process (GO): regulation of RNA splicing
Cellular component (GO): nucleus
Molecular function (GO): zinc ion binding; mRNA binding
Source: RefSeq, a predicted model, not a curated record
UUGUGCUUCGUGCGGCUCUGGGAGUUUUGUCUUUAUUCAACCUUGCAUGAUGGGUCCAGAUAAAUGUGUAAAUAUCUGACUUUACUCCAGUCUGUUUGCAGCUCAGAGAGCGUAGUGUGUAUCCAUGGCUCUUCCUCUUCCUGUGGAUUCAUGAGGAAUGAGAUCAGGCUCGUUUUUCCUCCUCGGUUCCUCUUCAGUGUGUGUGUGUGAUUAUCAUAAUACCGUCCAAAAUGCUGAUAUGUUUAUACGUUACACUAGUUCUUACAAAAGACAAAUUGUCUUCUAUUUACCACGGCGACAGCAGCUGCUCCGACUGUCUCGUAAAGUUCAUGGUUCAGAUGAAAAUGCAAAUGUUUGCAUUCAGUUCAGCGCAGGUGUUAAGGAAUCUGUAAUCUGAAAUGCAAAACAAGCUUGCAAGAUUUCACUGAGUGUCAGUUUUCCACCUCAGAGGUGUGAUUUUUAAGGCCUGGGCCCGGUUUGUGUGUCAGUGCGAGGAGAAGUGAUAGUCACAAUUGAUGAGUUUAUGAAGUGGCAACAAAUUCACAAGAGCAAAUCAUAACCAGAGAAGGCAGCCCGGAUAUAUGUAGGGGCUAAUAAUCCUCUGCCUGUCUCGGAGGCGUGAAUUAAUAUUUGGAAAGAAAUAUCUCUGCAAAAAUCUUCACUCUUUAGCAACUUAAAUCCACUUCAUCUGUUGCAUCUUUUCAUCCACUUCCAGAAGAUUUUGUCCCACCACGUUGGUUUAAAUUUAGUUUGUCAGUAUCUGCAUGUGCUACAAUUUUAAUGCUUUGUCUCAAACCAUGAGACGGGUGUUUUGGCCAGACGGGGUAGUGUCAGGUGCUCCACAUUUCUGACGUGACGUGUGGCUGAGGAGACUAAGUUUAGACAGUGAGUGCAUUCACUCCACCUCUUCAGAAACUGAAAAGGUGGAGCAGCUACUCAGCCAGUAACAGAUGUGUGAAAAAAAGUUUUUAAAAAAGCCCUAAAAUAAAUGCGUGUUUAAUUGUAGCUGCGCUCUGAGAAUUUUAUAAAGAUCCGACCUUUUAUUUAUGGGGAAAAAAAUCCAGGUUAAGAAAUAAUUUAAACAAAAACUCAAGUAGAAAGGAUUAGUCGCCCUCGGUAAUAAAAUGCUAACUGUAAUUUACUAAAAACAUCAGUAAAAUAAAUAAAUUGCUACUUUGGCUAACCAUGUGUACGAUGGUCUAAGUCAGACAUGGGCAAACUACGCCCCCCGGCCAUAUACGGCCUGUUAGGCUUUUUAAUCCGGCCCGCCGAACUUGUCCAAAUUAUAGUAAAAACCCAUGGAUGUGUAAAAUCCUUUCAUUUCCCUUUCCCCUGCAAUACCCUCGUUUCCCCGAUAGAUGGCGCACUAGUCUAGACACACUUUCCAGCUGCCAUUUCCCCCCUUCAGUAAAAAUGAGCGGACCAAAGAAAAGAAAAGUGGACACUGAGUGCCGAGUGUUUAAAAAGGAGUGGACAACAAUUUUUUUUUUCCUGAUGUCCGAUCAACGGCUGUAUGUCUGAUAUGCCAAGAAACGCAAUGCAGUUUUCAACGAGUACAAUAUCAGCUGUCACUUUGCCACAAAGCAUGCUAACUCCGCUAGCAAGCUGUCAACACAAGAACGGGCGGCUACUGCUCAGAGGUUGGCAGCUAAUUUACAGACUCAGCAGAAUUCUUUUCACCGACAAACUGCGAUCCAGGAGUCAAGUACCAAGGCAAGUUUUUUGCUGGCAUUCAAGUUAGCAAAGGCUAGCAAGCCUUUAUCCGAAGGCGAGUUUUUGAAAGAAUGCAUGGUAGACACAGCGGAUUUCUUGUGUCAGGAUAGCAAAGGCAAGUUUGAAAAAAUCAGCUUGUCACGCAGGACAGUGACUCGGCGUGUGGAACUGAUUGACGAAGAUAUAGUCAGCGAGUUAAACAAAAAAAGCGGAGUCCUUUAAUGUAUAUUCACUAGCACUGGAUGAAAGCAACGACACGAAAGACACUGUUCAGCUCCUAAUUUUUAUCCGAGGGAUAAAUGACAGUUUUGAGAUAACGGAGGAGCUUUUGAGCAUGGAAUCGCCAAAGGGUGAAAACGCGAGGAGAGGACUUAUAUAAACAGGUGUCUGCUGUCAUCGAGAGAAUGAAGCUGCCUUGGAGUAAACUUGCCGGUGUCACCACGGAUGGAUGGCCAAAUUUAACUGGAAAAAACGUCGGGUUGCUGAGGAGACUCCAAGAUAAAGUGAAAGAAGAAAACCCUGACCAGGAUGUUAUUUUUCUUCACUGCAUCAUUCAUCAAGAAUCUCUGUGUAAGUCUGUAUUGCAGCUUAAUCAUGUCGUGGAUCCAGGUGUAAAACUUGUUAACUUCAUACGAGCAAGGGGACUUAAUCACCGUCAGUUCAUUGCGUUCCUAGAGGAAACCGAUGCGGAUCACCAGGACUUACUUUACCACUCUCGUGUCCUCUGGUUAAGUUUGGGGAAAGUGUGCCAACGAGUGUGGGAGCUCAAAGAGGAGAUUCGUUCGUUUUUGGAGCUAAUGGGGAAAUCCGACGAAUUCCCUGAGCUGAGCGAUGAGGACUGGCUUUGUGACUUUGCGUUUGCUGUGGACAUAUUGUCACACAUGAAUGAGAUGAACGUUAAGCUGCAGGGGAAAGAUCAGUCUGUGCACGACGUACACAAAUGUGAGAGCCUUCAAAUCCAAGCUGAUCUUAUUCUCCAGGCAAAUGUCAAACAAACCUUUCGCUCAUUUUCCCAUACUCGUCGGUUCUGCCGUCGGUUCACUGAUUUUGAAAAAAAUUGAAAAGUCACUUCAGCUGGUGUCCUGUCCCCUGUCACAAGACCCCGAAACAGCACCGCAUGAGCUACAAUUGGAGCUGAUCGAUCUUCACUCUGACUCCAUCUCAAAAGAGAAGGUCAGAUCUCUUAAACUGAGUGACUUUUACGCUUCACUCAACGAAGCCACUUUUCCAAACCUCCGGAGGACGGCACAGAAGAUGCUGGCAUUGUUUGGCUCGACCUACGUGUGUGAGCAGACGUUCAGCGUCAUGAACAUCAACAAAGCCCGUCAUAGAUCCCGGUUAACUGACCUACACCUCAGAUCUAUUCUGAGAAUUGCCACAACGAAACUAACUCCAGACUUUGAUGCACUGGCAAAAAAGGGAGAACAACAACACUGUUCCCAGUGAAAUCAUAAUAGCACGGCCGUUGGACAACACAGAGAAGAAGGGUCUUCCGGUGGGUGCCCAGCUGCCAGGCAAUGUGCAAGCUGGACCUCAGCUGCCGAACCAGCUCCUCCUGACUCCAGCAAGCCUUCAGCUCGCUCAGCUCCAGGCCCAGCUCACCCUCCAUCGCCUCAAACUGGCUCAGGGAGGAAACACGGCCAACGCCACCAGCGUUCUCAACCAGUUGAUUUCCAAUGUCAACAUGUCCCAGCCCCUGUUGAAUCAAUUAAGGAGUUCGUCUUUGGUCGGGAAUCCACAGGGGGCCUUCCCCACUGGGGUGAUUGGUUUCCCCUCCUCAAAUUCAGCCGUUGGGUCAUUGGUGGGUGGGGCAUUCAACCAAAACUCAGGGAAUGUGCGACUGGAUCAUCCUUGUGGAGGGGGUGGGAAGGGUCAACAAGGUGGGGAGUACGGAAAAAAUCCUGGAUCAACUUACUCUUCUGACACCGACAGACGUCUUCAGUACAGCUUAUCUGGAGGAACAUCUGCUGACGGACAGUACGCUGGGAUUAAAUCUCAGGCCAAGAACAUGACCAAUGUUGGCUUUCACAGAGAUUUCUACGGGCAUGAAUUGCAGGGACAACCAGCUGGGUUUAGUUCCAAUGAGCAAAUGAACUCCACCGCACAUAAGGAGCAAUGGAAAGGCCAUAAUAACUUAAACCAAAUUGGAAAGGUGAACAUGGCUUCAAACCCUCCCACAGCAUGGCCUUCAGCUGGGCAGCCCAUUUGGUCCAGAACAGAACUGUACAACCCAGAAGAGCCGACCCCCGAGCCCAAGCUGAACUGUAGCGGGGUUUCCUCUUUCGGCACACAGGGCUUCGGAAGCUACCAGACCCUGCAUGGGGGCGAGGAAACCCUGUUGUCGGGUACCAGGACACUCCAGGCCCAUCAAGUCAGUGACUUUUAUGGCAUCACACCUUCCCAGCUGCCACAUCAGUGCAGCAUCUGUGAAAAAAAGGUCUACAACCUCAAGGACUGGGACCAGCAUGUGAAGGGGAAACUACAUUUGCAGAAUCGAACUUUGUACGCCACCGACAGCUCAGCGGCAGCGGCCGGAGCCCCACAGUACGCCGUCGGCAGGCCGUGUGAUGGAGGUCUGAACCCAGGAGGGACGAACCCCACGGUUUGCUCCGGCGCAAGUCAAGAUGUGUCGCCAGGAACCAAAGCGUCGUACCUGCCAGCAGGAGCCAUGAAGACGUAUCCCACAGCAGACGCAGCGUUUACCCCCCAUCAGCCGGAGUCAAAGCCGUUUCCCCCCCGGAAGGCGUCGGCCGGCCGCGUCGUUCACAUCUGCAACCUGCCCGAGGGCAGCUGCACGGAGAAUGACGUCAUCAACCUGGGAAUACCGUUCGGGAAGGUCACCAACUACAUCCUGAUGCGCUCAACCCAUCAGGUGCAACAUGCCUUUCUGGAGAUGGCGUAUGUUGAGGCAGCUCAGGCCAUGGUUCAAUACUAUCAACUGACUCCUGCCACAAUUAACGGUCAGAAACUCCUCAUACGGAUGUCUAAGAGGUACAAGGAGCUGCAGCUCAAGAAACCCGGUAAAGAUGUUCAGUCAAUCAUCCAGGAUAUCACUUCACAGCGGGAACGGGAUAAAAUGCAAGAACUUGAACACUACCUUCCAGACAGAGCUCGUUCUCGCAGCCCCAUCAGUCGCUCUCUGAGUCCUCAUUCCCACAGUCCCAGUUUUACGUCGUGCAGCUCUGCCCACAGCCUCCCGGCGGCUCCGUGCCGGGGUCAGGACAGGGGCAGCAACGGCCUGAGCCCUCACCGGGGCUCCAGAGACUGGCCGUCGCACCUGAGACGAGGGGAGGAUGAGAGGGAGCGGGACGAUCCCUGGAGGGGCGGCGGCGGCGGCAGCGGCGGCGGCAUGGACGACAAUCGACCCAACGGGAGGACGGCCGACCGACGGAAGAGCUACCACAAACACUUGGGUCACUUGAGGUCUGCAGACGAACGCGGAAGCGGCGAAACGACAGGGACGAGGAGCAGCAGCAGAGACUGGCACCCACGGGACAGCCCUCUGGGCUCGUCUUUCAACUCUUACAGGGGCAUGGACGAAGAUUUCAACAGGGCAUCUCACUAUCGGCAUGACACAAAGCCGAGGAGGAGGGACGGCGACCACCCGGUUCGGUCAAGACACUCUGAGUUUGAGACGACGGACGAGCCGCGGUGUCGAACGCCGGAGGACAAGAGGCGGAGCAAAAACCCGAGCAGGAGGAACACCGACAAACAGGAGAGAGAAACUGCUCCCGAAAGUACUGACGCCACGUCCAAAGAAAAAUCUGUUUUGCCACAACAAAGCAACAAGUCAAAAGAGGCGGCUGAAAAUGACAAAGACAGAGAAACUGAGAAAGUGCUGGAAAGUGCCGAAGACACGGAUGAAGAAUGUUGGUAUCCUAAAAACAUGGAGGAGCUGGUCACGGUGGAUGAAGUGGGAGGGGAGGACGACUGCAUCCUUGAGCCAGAUCUCUCUGAGCUCGAGGAGUUUACUUCCUGUCACAAAGAGCCGACGGCAGAACAGUCGCAGCAGAAGCACGCGUCUCCAUCGACUCCGGCAGUGGAGGAGCACAAAGAAUCCGACGAGAAACCUGAACGGGAGGACUCCUUUGAGGAGACGAGGGGCGAGGCGUCGGCAUCCGAAGCUGAGAAAGCAGAAGAUCAAGUCGCUGCGCCAAGUACUGAAACCGAGAAAGUGAAUUUAGGAAGUACAGAGCAAAAAGUGGCAGACAUCAGUGGCUUCCCCAGUGAGGAGUUUAAAGCAGCGCUGGAGGAGACGUGCUUGGAGAGCGCCAAGCUUCCCAACAACACGGCGCCGGACGAGCCAAUGGAAAAUCAUAUCUGUUUGCCAGAGGACAGCAGAAGCCAGGAAGAAACUCCAGAUAAAAUCCCUCUGGACGUUCGGCUGAAGGAUGGCAGCCUGAAAAGAGAGAUCGAAGCCCCCUCAUCAUCUCUAGAGCAAGACAAAGCUGUCAGUGAACACAGCAUUCCUCUGGGAGUGGAGUUCAUUGAGCCAAGAUCAGGCUUCUACUGCAAACUGUGUGGAUUGUUCUACAGCAGCGAGGACACUGCAAAAACCACUCACUGCCGCAGCACCGUACACUACAGAAACCUGCAGAAAUACCUGUCCCAGCUGGCAGAGAACGGCCUGUCGAGCGCGCUGGCCGAGCCCUCCGUGGCUCACUGACACCAGCUUGACCCUUGACCUGCAACAGUACGCAGCAGGGGGGAAGAUCUGUGACCAUGUGGAGUUUGUGUGGAGCUACAGAAAGAGGGGGAGAAGAAAAAUCAUGGAUAAUGUGACAAACAGAAGCUUGAAUUUAUUUUUUUGGACUGUUGUGGUAGUUUUUAUUUUACGUUUAAAUUAUACUAAAAUGUCUUGAAUUCUUUGACUUUGUACAUACUUGAAGUGAAUUGUAAAGGAGGUUUACACUGUGGACUGCUUUUAAUGAACUACUGUCUUCCCAGAGUUCUUAUGCAAGUUUUUCUGAAAAAACAAAAAAACAAAAAAGAACAAAAAAACAAACAAUAUUUUUAUUGAUUUAUUUUAUUUUAUUUAUUUUAUUUUUAUUUAUUUUUAUCUUGCUGCAAAAAGUUCAUUGGGAAAUAUGCUAUUUUCUGUUUUAAGUUCAAUCUUAUUAUUAUUAUUAUUAUUAUUAUUAUUAUUAUUAUUAUUAUUAUUAUUAUUAUUAUUAUAUUUAAAUAAAACAGUUAUGUAAGGCUUUUGGCAGAUAUUCUGGUAGCGAUCAUUUGCCAGGUUUGCAGUAAGUGUCCAUAUUUGGUGUGUUGGCUUUGUUUCUUUGUUCUAAAUGCCAUGCAACUUUUGUCCAAAUCAAAUUGUUUCUCAAGGUUGUUUGCAUUUUCUCCAUUCAUUUGUGUUACAGCCUGAGCUCUCAGGGUCAAAAUGUGGGUUUUUUGGUUUUUUUUCCUUUUCUCUCAGUUAAAAGAACAGUAGAACACGUUCUCAGGCUUGUUAUACUUAUCAAAACCUGUUUGUUGUAUAAAUAACAUUUAUAUAUUUACAUCUACAGCUGGAAUUGAAUGUGGCCGACUGCAAAUCUUUCAGGUAAACUCACAUCACUAUAGUUUCCGAUGAUGAAAUUAUGGAAAUGUUUUAUGUUUCAAUACAUUUUUGCUAACGUCUUUGCUUCCUAAGACAAUCCCAGGCUUAUGUGCCAUAUCAUAUGUCUACUGCAGCACAAACAUUAAACUUGACCAUGCUUUUUUUUUUUUUUUUAUGUUCUGUAAGAAGAGUAUCAAGCCAGAAUCUGUUAUUCUCUGGAUGCGGCUGUUGUGAAAUCGGUACUGGUAUUGUUUACAGGGACUGUUUCCACACAUUUGUGAUGCAAAAGGAAAACAUUGCAAAUGUCUAACUAUGUCAACCAUUAUAAAAAUGCAAACAAUCUAAUAAAUCCCAUCACAUGG